AGAAUGAUAUCGCAAAUAAAAAAAUCUAUGGGAGGAGUAUAUAUAUUGAGCAGCGGCGGGCGGAGAUGGGAGAUGUAUGCAGGUGCAGAACGAGAAUGGAGACUUGGUGCACUCCUUCCAACUCACACAGCAUUCUUCUAUACACUACGCCCAAAGUAGCCGGAGUUUCACCGGAGCACCGCCCACGUCCGUGUUUCUUCCGAUUGCUUACAACCGUUUCGUGGGCUGAGAUACUCGCAUAACAACCUUGGCGAAACAAGGAGUGAACCAAGAAGAGAUCAAAUGGCUCCCUUGUAUUCUCUUUUUAGCGGUUUGGCAAGAACAAUUUCAUAUAAGAGUGGAAGGAAGAGCAAACAAGACAUUGAAAGAGAAGCUGCAAAUUUACUUGCCAAGGAUGCAAGAAAGAAUGAGCUAAUCCUGACAACCUCUGGCAGUGUUAAAUCCAUUGCGUCUAAGAAUUUUACUUCUCUGCAUUCAAGACAAGGAAAAAAGGGAGUCAAUCAAGAUCGCCUCAUUGUAUGGGAGGAGUUUGGGGGUCAAGAAGAUAUAAUUUUCUGUGGUGUGUUUGAUGGCCAUGGUCCAUGGGGUCAUGUUGUAGCUAAAAGAGUCAGGGAAUCAAUUCCUAUUUCUUUGAUGUGUAACUGGAAAAAAGAGCUCGAUCAUUACAAUGAUGAAGGAUUAGAUGACAGACAAUUCUGCCGUAUUGACAUAUGGAGACAAUCUCUCAUCAAGACCUGUUCUGCUGUUGAUCAAGAACUCAAACAGCAUGCCGAUUCUUUUUAUAGUGGCACAACUGCACUGACAGUUGUUAAACAGGGUGAUCUUAUGAUGAUCGCAAAUGUGGGGGACUCCAGGGCAGUCUUGGCUACAACUGAUGACGGUGGUGACCUAGUACCGGUUCAGCUAACGGUCGACUUCAAACCCAACUUACCUGGAGAACGUGAGCGCAUAAUGAGGUCCAAGGGCAGGGUUUGUUCGAGUGAUGAUGAACCGGGAGUGUAUAGGGUGUGGAUGCCACCUCAAAAUGGAGAAGAAUUGGAAGGGCCUGGGCUAGCAAUAUCUAGAGCCUUUGGAGACUACUAUUUCAAAGACUUUGGCCUCAUUUCUGAGCCUGAAGUGAUGUUCAGAAACAUAACCUUUAGAGAUCAGUUUGCCAUUUUGGCCACAGAUGGAGUGUGGGAUGUAAUGUCUAACCAAGAAGCUGUGGAUAUAGUUUGUUCAGCGCCAGAAAAGGAAAGUGCUGCCAAGAGGCUGGUGGAGCGUGCAGCUUGUGCAUGGAAGCGGACUAAAAGGGGAAUUCCAAUGGAUGACAUGUCUGCAAUUUGCCUCUUCUUUCACAGCCCUUCAUGAUUCUGUGAAGAAGUACAACUUGGCUGCAUGACGCAGAAGACAAUAAAACAUAAGCUUCAACUACGUAAAUACUCAUUUGGGUCAUACAAACUAGCUAGCCGUUUCAUUCAUUACCUCAUACAAUAUUCCAAUAUGCACUCCUAAUCCUUUACUGUAUUGAGGACCUGAAUUAUAUAGUUUGCUUACCUUCUUUUCUCGUAUAUGUAGCUGUUCUACCUUAAAUUGCAUUCAUACGUGUAUGAAAGUGAUGAUGUUUUUUACACUUGAGGAAUAAAAUCAAGGGGCGGUGUACUUUGGACUUAAUGAGAAUAGUGACUUAA
Molecule: messenger RNA, 1670 nt
Organism: Cuscuta epithymum
Lineage: Eukaryota; Viridiplantae; Streptophyta; Magnoliopsida; Solanales; Convolvulaceae
Source: the annotation of a GenBank genome assembly